ACGUAUUAUUCAAAAAAUGUUGGAUCUUUUUGAACUAUUUAGAGAUCCAUCGCGGAAAAAGUUGACACAAAGUGCGUGAAUUGGUCACAUGUGUAUCUACAUACAGUGGCUAAGAGAGUGUAAAUAGUAUCUACUACUUUCAUGGCUUUUGGUUCAGAUGCUCAAGUGAGACUUGUUCUGCUUUUUCUUGGAAACAUCUUAAAACACAUGAUUAGCUGCGUUCCACAUAUUUACUUUUCAGGUGGGUCUUUCGUUGACGUUGAGGCAAACUUUUUCUUUUUUCGUUAGACACGUUUUGAGUUGAGUUCUUAAGCAGAAAUAAUGGAGAUAUCAGAUGAGUAAAAAAAAGCUAGUACUGGUCAGAGAAUGAUUCUUUCUGUCUUCUUCUAUAUGUUUUUGCUGCAUAUUCGUCGAUUAGAUUGUUUUGUUGCAGUUCAAGACUCCAAAACAUUGUUCAAAGGUUCAACAUUGAUCAAUGACAGCCAUGGAGAGACUCUUGUUUCAGCUGGUCAGAGAUUUGAGCUUGGCUUCUUCACUCCUAAUGGAAGCUCCGACGAAAGAAGGUACUUAGGGAUUUGGUUUUACAAUUUACAUCCACUGACUGUUGUCUGGGUUGCAAAUCGUGAAUCUCCGGUUCUUGACCGUUCCUGCAUUUUCACCAUCUCUAAAGAUGGGAAUCUUGAAGUUAUUGAUUCAAAGGGAAGAGUGUAUUGGGACACCGGUGUUAAACCUUCCUCAGUAUCUGCGGAGAGAAUGGUAAAGCUGAUGGAUAAUGGUAAUCUUGUGUUGAUUAGUGAUGGAAAUGAAGCAAAUGUGGUUUGGCAGAGUUUUCAGAAUCCUACUGAUACAUUUCUCCCAGGGAUGAGGAUGGAUGAGAAUAUGACUUUAUCAUCAUGGAGAAGCUUCAACGAUCCAUCACAUGGAAAUUUCACCUUUCAGAUGGAUCAAGAAGAAGACAAACAGUUCAUCAUUUGGAAAAGAUCAAUGAGAUACUGGAAAUCCGGAAUUUCGGGUAAAUUCAUAGGAUCCGACGAGAUGCCUUAUGCGAUUUCUUACUUUCUUUCCAAUUUCACAGAGACUGUUACUGUUCACAAUGCCUCUGUGCCUCCUCUCUUCACAUCUUUGUAUACCAAUACAAGGUUCACCAUGAGCUCCUCUGGUCAAGCUCAGUACUUCAGGUUAGAUGGAGAAAGAUUCUGGGCACAGAUUUGGGCUGAACCUAGAGAUGAAUGUAGUGUAUACAAUGCUUGUGGAAAUUUUGGUAGCUGCAACAGCAAGAAUGAGGAAAUGUGUAAGUGUUUGCCAGGUUUUAGGCCUAAUUUCCUGGAGAAAUGGGUCAAGGGAGAUUUUUCUGGUGGAUGUUCCAGGGAGUCAAGGAUCUGUGGUAAAGACGGUGUUGUGGUGGGAGACAUGUUCUUGAAUCUGAGUGUGGUUGAAGUAGGAAGUCCGGAUUCACAGUUUGAUGCACAUAAUGAAAAAGAAUGCAGAGCAGAGUGCUUGAAUAAUUGCCAAUGCCAAGCUUACUCAUAUGAAGAAGUUGAUAUACUUCAAAGCAAUACCAAGUGCUGGAUUUGGUUGGAGGAUCUCAAUAAUCUCAAGGAAGGCUAUUUAGGUAGCCGCAACGUUUUCAUUCGCGUAGCAGUUCCAGAUAUAGAGUCGACCAGUAGAGAUUGUGUGACCUGCGGUACGAAUAUUAUUCCUUAUCCUUUGAGCACGGCUCCUGGAUGUGGCGACAGUAACUACCUUAGUUUCAACUGCAAUAUGUCGACUGGGCAAGUCAUUUUCAAAGGAUCUAACAGCUCAUACAAUAUUACAAGUAUCAAUCCGGAUACUCGCAGAUUCUUGAUCAAAAUAAAAGAUGUGGUAGUAAACUGCACAACUGUAAAUCAGAUCAGCAGACUUUCAGAGUUAAAGCUAUCUUCGCCUUUUCAUCUCACGGGGAAGUGCAACGCAGACACGGUUACUGGUGGAACUGAAGUGGAGAUUCGUUGGGAUCCUCCUCUUGAGCCAACUUGCUCUUUAUCUGCAGACUGUAAAGACUGGCCUAAUUCAUCUUGCAGUAAAUCUGGAGAAGGGAAGAAGCAGUGCUUCUGCAAUCAUGAUUUUAAGUGGAAUGGAUUCAAUCUAAACUGCACUCAAGAACGAGGUCGAGGAAGAUACGGGGAAGCUAAAACCCCGGUGGUUUUGAUCAUUGUGGUGACGUUUACAAGUGCAGCUAUUCUGGUCGUUCUGUCAAGCACUGCUUCCUAUGUAUUUUUGCAAAGAAGAAAAGUAAACAAGGAACUAGGAAGUAUACCAAGAGGAGUUCAUUUAUGUGACAGUGAGAGACAUAUCAAAGAAUUGAUUGAAUCGGGAAGGUUUAAACAAGAUGAUAGUCAGGGCAUAGAUGUUCCAUCUUUUGAGCUCGAGACCAUCCUAUAUGCAACAUCCAACUUCUCAAAUGCAAACAAGCUAGGCCAAGGAGGGUUUGGACCGGUUUAUAAGGGAAUGUUUCCUGGAGAUCAAGAGAUUGCUGUGAAGAGGCUAUCUCGCUGCUCGGGUCAAGGACUGGAGGAAUUCAAGAAUGAAGUUGUUUUGAUUGCCAAGCUCCAACACCGGAAUCUUGUUCGACUUCUUGGCUAUUGUGUUGCUGGAGAAGAGAAACUGUUAUUGUAUGAAUACAUGCCACACAAAAGCUUAGACUUCUUCAUCUUCGACCGGAAGCUUUGCCAGCGAUUAGAUUGGAAGAUGCGUUGUAAUAUCAUUCUAGGAAUCGCUCGUGGACUUCUCUAUCUGCAUCAAGACUCUAGACUGAGAAUCAUCCACAGAGAUCUAAAAACAAGCAACAUUCUGUUAGAUGAAGAGAUGAAUCCCAAGAUCUCUGACUUUGGCUUGGCUAGAAUAUUUGGAGGCAGUGAAACAUCAGCCAAUACUAAUAGAGUUGUUGGAACCUAUGGAUACAUGUCUCCAGAGUAUGCUUUAGAAGGUCUUUUCUCAUUCAAAUCAGAUGUCUUUAGUUUCGGCGUGGUUGUGAUUGAAACUAUCAGCGGGAAGCGUAACACCGGGUUUCAUGAACCUGAGAAAUCUUUAAGCCUUCUAGGCCAUGCGUGGGAUCUCUGGAAAGCGGAAAGGGGGAUUGAGUUAUUGGAUCAGGCUUUACAAGAAUCAUGCGAAACCGAGGGAUUCUUGAAGUGCUUGAACGUAGGACUUCUCUGUGUACAAGAAGAUCCUAAUGAUCGUCCUACAAUGUCAAAUGUUGUUUUCAUGCUCGGAAGCAGCGAAGCUGCUACUCUUCCUACUCCAAAACAACCGGCUUUUGUUCUUAGACGUUGCCCUUCAUCAAGCAAAGCUUCCUCAUCCACCAAGCCAGAAACUUGCUCUGAAAAUGAGCUUACCAUAACUCUUGAAGAUGGAAGAUAAUAAUAGUUUUCAACAUUCAUUUGAGCCAUCAGCUAACUUUUCUGUAUUUAUUCUCAAUAAGCAUAAGAUUUCAACCGAAAAAAAAAACUGUAAUAGCUCAUCAACCUAAGUCCUGAAACAGAGAAACUUUCAAUGAAAU
This is a messenger RNA of Arabidopsis thaliana (thale cress), 3538 nucleotides long. RefSeq names its product G-type lectin S-receptor-like Serine/Threonine-kinase. The coding region runs from base 367 to 3399 and encodes 1010 amino acids. Gene Ontology annotation, biological process: recognition of pollen. Gene Ontology annotation, cellular component: plasma membrane. NCBI's taxonomy places the organism in Eukaryota, Viridiplantae, Streptophyta, Magnoliopsida, Brassicales, Brassicaceae. The record is from RefSeq and is marked reviewed. The transcript is spliced from 7 exons. Gene Ontology annotation, molecular function: protein serine/threonine kinase activity; ATP binding; protein serine kinase activity.